CUUUCAAAAUCUAUGCGUACAUGUAAACUUCCUGUAGUUUAUGUUGAUUACAUUUCGUUAUUCGGCUCCCAGCUUUUUGUGAAACAAGGUUAAACAACAAGAGGAAAUGAAUGUGUAAGUUGAGAUUCGUAAAACGGGCGAAGUAUGAGGAGAAGUCAUGCUCCUAGCCAGCUGGCUCUGAGUUCACAUAAGAGAAAACAUAGUGAUGAGGACAUGCCUGGCAGUAGAAGUUGUUCUAAGGAUUUGAAGAAAAUGAAGAUAAAUGGGACUCAUAGUUGGUCAGGACUUAACCCUUUCAUGUCACCAUACAGAAAACCACUUUGUCCUAUAAUGAAUGACUCUGAUGAUGAAGACAGUGAUGCUCCAACUCCCACUGCUGGUUCUUCACAUGAGGAUAUGAUUCGCAGGAUUCUUUCCAGACCAUUUAAAAUUCCAAUUCCCAAUUAUAAAGGUCCUGUCAUGGGUAAAGUUUUGGGUGUGCGAAGACAGGGUGCACGCCGACCUUUACAUGACCCAGACGAAGAGGGUGCAUUAAUUUUGUAUAGUCCACCAGUUUUAUCAGCGCAUGAACAACUCACAGUGAACAAGGAAAAUCAGCCUGUACACGUUGUAGUUGAUCCAGUAGUGUCCAAAGUUCUGAGGCCUCAUCAGAGAGAGGGUGUGAAGUUUAUGUGGGACUGUGUGACUGGUAGACGAAUAGAGAAGAGUUACGGCUGUAUUAUGGCUGAUGAAAUGGGUUUGGGUAAAACUUUACAAUGUAUAACUUUGAUGUGGACGUUACUCAAACAGAGCCCAGACUAUAUUAUUAUACUUGUGUUCUUGCUAGAAAACAAUUGGUAUAAUGAGAUUAGUAAAUGGUUGGGUUCAAGGAUUUCUCCAAUAGCAAUUGAUUCUGGAUCAAAAGCUGAUAUCGACAGGAAUUUAACUCAUUUCAUGACACAGAAUGGUCGUCGUAUCGCCCACCCAAUACUAAUAAUAUCAUAUGAGACAUUCCGUUUACAUGCAUCUGUGUUGCAUAAAGGAGCUGUAGGCCUUGUUUUAUGCGAUGAAGGCCAUCGAUUAAAGAAUUCUGAAAAUCAAACAUAUCUUGCACUGAGUGGACUGAACUGUAAAAGAAGAGUUCUCCUUGACUGUUGCCCCCUGACACAGUGGCUCCUGAGUUCUAAUUCUUCUAUACUUUCCAAGUACCUCCCAGUGAAAGUUGAACAAGUUGUUUGCUGUCGGUUGACUGAUGUGCAGAGAGCACUGUACAAUGGUUUUGUCAGCACCAAAGCAGCUGAGUGUCAAGUAACUAGUAAUGGUAAAGUCAGUAUGUCAUCACUGUCAUCUAUCACACAACUCAAGAAACUGUGCAAUCAUCCUUCCCUUAUUUACAAUAAAUGUGUGGAUGGAGAAGAAGGAUUUGAUGGGGCAUUAGAUUUAUUUCCAUCUAAUUUUAAUGCUAAAGGUGUGCAGCCAGAGUUGUCAGGUAAAAUGCAAGUGUUGGAUUACAUCCUGGCAGUGACGAGAACAACUAGUAGUGAUAAAGUUGUGUUGGUUUCUAAUUAUACACAAACAUUGGAUUUAUUUGAAAAACUAUGUCAUAAUAGAGGAUAUCUGUACGUAAGAUUAGAUGGUAGUAUGUCUAUUAAGAAGAGAGCCAAGAUGGUGGAAAGAUUCAACAAUCCAUCUAGUGCAGAGUAUAUAUUUAUGUUAAGCAGCAAAGCUGGUGGCUGUGGACUUAAUCUUAUUGGUGCCAACAGAUUAGUGAUGUUUGAUCCAGAUUGGAAUCCAGCCAAUGACGACCAAGCGAUGGCUAGAGUCUGGCGAGACGGACAGAAGAAGCAGUGUUACAUAUAUAGGUUAUUAUCUACUGGCACAAUUGAAGAAAAGAUAUUUCAACGACAAGCUCACAAGAAGGCUUUGAGUAGUUGUGUUGUUGAUAACGAAGAGGACGUUGAGAGACAUUUCUCACUUGAUGAACUCAAAGAUUUAUUUAAAUUAAAUGAGAACACACAGAGUGAUACACAUGAUAAGUUCAAGUGUAGACGAUGUGUCAACAAUAUCCAAGUACGGCCACCACCAGAUGGAAGUGACUGCAGUAAUGACUUAUCGCAGUGGAAUCAUUGCCCAGAUAAGAAAGGAAUCAUUGAUCAAGUUUUAAAAAGCAGUUGGUGUGAUAACAUCAGUUUUGUAUUUCAUCAUCGGUCACAUGAUCAAAUUCAGACUGUUUAG
Saccoglossus kowalevskii is the source of this 2214-nucleotide messenger RNA. RefSeq names its product DNA repair and recombination protein RAD54-like. Gene Ontology annotation, molecular function: DNA translocase activity; ATP binding. NCBI's taxonomy places the organism in Eukaryota, Metazoa, Hemichordata, Enteropneusta, Harrimaniidae. Gene Ontology annotation, biological process: double-strand break repair via synthesis-dependent strand annealing; reciprocal meiotic recombination. Gene Ontology annotation, cellular component: nucleus. The record is from RefSeq and is a predicted model, not a curated record.